AUGCAUCGUUUCUUGAAACAUCAACGCCCUUUUUACACUAUCGUGGUCGGUGACCCUGACAGGGCGGAAAUCCGUAACGACGACCAACGAACACUGCCUUGGUUGCCAGUGAAGAAAAUUGGACAGGGCACAUACGGCGUUGUAUCCAAGGUCGAAGUUACCGAGGGUCGUUUGACUAAGGUUCGCGACUUUAAUCAGACUAUUGGAAAGCCUGAAGUCAUUGCUCGAAAAGACUUCAUACCAGAGACUGCUGAGGCGAGCUUCCAGAAAGAGUGGCAAGCAAUCAAGAGCGAGGGACAGCUAUCGAUAUUCAGUCUACUCAUGCCACUAGCAGAUAUGGACCUUGCGAAGUACAUAGAGAGAUAUCCGGAAGCAAUAGUAAACGACACAAUCGCUCGGCAAAGGAUCAUUAAGGCUGCGAUGGGCUUGACAGAUCGUCUCGACUUUCUUCACAGUGUAUUAAAAAUGCAGGAUGGUGAAGAAAACCUGAUCUGCUAUCUUAUGGAUCCCAAGCCUGGCAACAUUCUGGUCUUUAAUGUGGCCUCGGUUAUAGCUUGGAAGCUUAGUUAUUUUGGCCUGUCAAGAGUGAAGCGAAAAGCCAAGCCUGAUAUUUCCGACCUUAGCAGAAUAUUGAAAAAGCGUGGAAGCGAUCAAUAA
Messenger RNA from Fusarium venenatum, 657 nucleotides. RefSeq lists its product as uncharacterized. NCBI's taxonomy places the organism in Eukaryota, Fungi, Ascomycota, Sordariomycetes, Hypocreales, Nectriaceae. The record is from RefSeq and is a predicted model, not a curated record. Gene Ontology annotation, molecular function: protein kinase activity; ATP binding. Gene Ontology annotation, biological process: protein phosphorylation.